AGUAUCCCACCGUUUAGGACUGCCCACGGAACAAUAUGGUCCAAGGGGUGGGACUUCCGUUCUCUACGAGUGAGGUUUGGGUGCGCUAGCAGAAGGGCUUGGUCAGUGUGGAGUGUAUCACCGGUUUAUCUGUGAGCUUGUAGUCAGCUAGCUACCUGGGAAACAAACGAUGCAGGGUGGGAAAUAGUAUCUCACCGGCAAUGAGAACCUGAAACGUUUUGUGCAUCACCACUACGGGAACAUGUCAGAUGUCACCAAGACCAUCCAGAAAUGGCACGCAAGUUUCAAAAAAGGCACGGACUUUGAUUCGUGGGGACAGUUAGUAGAGGCAGUUGAUGAAUAUCACAUACUUGCAAGGCAACUACAGAAGGAGGUUCAGUCAACAAAUUCGCAUGACUUUUCAGAAGAUCAAAAGAAAACCCUUGGAAAAUUAGCAACAUGUCUAGAAAUGCGAUGUGUAUCUCUACAGUCCGAAGAAGAAUUCAAGUUGGAGGACAUGAAGAAACUGGAACCCAUCAUAAAGAAUCUUCUCACGUACAACAAAGAUUUUCCUUUUGAUGUACAGCCAGUGCCUUUAAGGAAAAUUCUUGCUCCGGGAGAGGAGGAGAAUCUCGACGUGGAGGAGGAGGAGGAGGACAAUGCCACAGGGGCUGGGUCUCCGGAGUCCUUUCCCUCGAGAGUGCCAGCUUUGCAAGGUACUCUGCUGCCACGGCUACCGUCGGAGCCUGGGAUGACACUACUUACAAUAAAGAUCGAGAAGAUCGGGCUGAAGGACGCGGGGCAGUGCAUUGACCCCUAUAUCACCGUUAGUGUAAAAGAUCUGAACGGCGUUGAUUUGAAUCCAGUCCAAGACACGCCGGUUGCCUCUCGGAAGGAGGACACAUACAUUCACUUCAACAUAGACGUUGAGAUUCAAAAACACGUUGAAAAACUACCAAAAGGGGCAGCUAUUUUCUUUGAAUUCAAGCACUACAAACCUAAGAAAAGGUUCACCAGCACAAAGUGUUUUGCCUUUAUGGAAAUGGACGAGAUCAAAGCUGGCCCCAUUGUGAUCGAGUUGUACAAGAAGCCAACCGAUUUCAAGAGGAAGAAGCUCCAUCUCUUGACUAAGAAACCACUCUACCUGCACAUCCACCAGACUUUGCACAAAGACUGAGCUCUGGCAGAGGAGCGUGUGGGACAACAAAUAGCAUAUCGACACACCCACAAUAUGCACAUGGUUUUCAGCAAAACACCUUCUAGUUUUUUGGUGCAUCACCUUUAAAAUCUCAGCAAUACGAAAUCUAUGGUGACAUGGCAAAAAAAAGGCGUCCGAAAAAGAGCCUUAGACAGACCCUUCAAACGUCAUCUUUGUCGCAUGUCCUGGAGAUGCAGGAGAGAUGUCAGUCACCUUAGCAACCACUUUCAUCUCAGUAGUCUUCCUUGUUGGCUCCUUAGGAGAAUCCGAGGGGGACUGACUUAAAAGACUUGUGACCCGUGUUGAAGGAGCACGCUUGUCUUGCCAUCACUGGAAAGAUACCAUGAGUGUUCGUCCACUGCCUCCAUAAGGGAAAAAAAAACAUAUGGUUAGAUAUUUGGUUGUGUUUGCAAGGAUAAAAUUAAGUUUAAUGUGUUCGGAGCCAAGGCAUUUUGAAAAAUAUACAAUGCCAUUUUGCAUUUAAGGGCUUAGGAGUCUGCAUGAAACUAAAAUGGGUAUACUUUUUGUUUAACUAUUAAUGUGCCGUUUAUCAUAUGAAGUGGUUAACCCCAAAUCUUAAAUCAUGCUGUCCACAUUUGUGUUGUAUUACUUGACAUUUGAAUUUAGAUUUUAUUUUUGUAAUAUCAGAAUUCCAAGGCUAUUAGCUGACUCUGCUAAAGAUAGGUGCAUCUGAUUGUGUGUGUGUGUGUGUGUGUAUGUGUGUCCUGUGUACGUGUGUUCAUCUGUAAGGAUGUUCCAGAUUGUUGUAAUACACUUUGGCAGAGUGGGCUUGACGACCGUUGAAUAUCUACACUGCUUUCAUUUCUAAUAAAUGACAUUGCUGCUUGA
Molecule: messenger RNA, 2026 nt
Organism: Clupea harengus (Atlantic herring)
Lineage: Eukaryota; Metazoa; Chordata; Actinopteri; Clupeiformes; Clupeidae
Gene: aida
Product: axin interactor, dorsalization associated
Exons: 11
Coding region: 242-1156 (304 amino acids)
Biological process (GO): determination of ventral identity
Cellular component (GO): membrane
Molecular function (GO): phosphatidylinositol binding
Source: RefSeq, a predicted model, not a curated record